AUGGAUCAGAGAAAGAAAGGAUCUACAACAGAAUUAAGGCUCAUGGUGGUGGGUAGCACUGGACCUUCACAGUUCCUUCUGACAAACGCCAUACUCGGCCGGGAAGAGUUUUCUAAGGACAUCACCAGCAUUUCUGACAGCAGGAAGAAUACUGGAGAGCUGGCCGGCAGACGAGUGGCUGUGAUCAACGGACCAAACAUCUAUGAAAAGGAUAUAUCGAAGCCCAAGAGGGAGAUGGAGCUGAGAAGGUCUAAGUGCUUAUGCAUUCCUGGUCCCCAUGCCUUUCUUGUUGCCUUCGACAUGGAGGAAAUCUCUCCGAAUGAAAUGCAAACCCCGAAGCUGAUGAGGGAACGCUUUGGAAGACACUGUCUGAGGCACUGCAUGGUCCUCCUGGCCUACGAAGGAAGCACGGAUGGAGCUAUCCUGGAACACAGGGUGCAGAAGACUGACUGGCACCUCAGAGAACUGAUCGAGAAGUACGGCGGGCGCUUCCACGUUUUCAGCAAGAACUGGAGAGAUCGCAGCCGGGACCAAGAGCUGCUUCAGAAGAUAGAGCGGAUGGUGGGCUCCUUAGGUGGCGGCUACUUCUGCAGCAGAACUUUCCAGAAGGCAGAGGAGAGCGUGAAGAAGGAGGAGAGGAGGCUCAGGAAGCAGAGGGAAGCAGAUAUAAAGAAGGCAUGGACUGAGAUGGAGAACCAGUACAUGGCGGAGGAGUUGUACCACCAGAAGGAUGCCUACACCACCAGUGUUGGCGCAGAGAUCAGAGCCAAGGCAGAGAUGGACAACGGGUGGCUCAGGACUUCCCUGGCCAGAGGACUGGGGACGGGUUUUGUUGUGGGAGCUGUCAUGGGCGCUCUGUUUGGGUCCAUUGAGGGGCCAGGUGGGAUGGUUCUUUAUGGGAUCAUAGGCGGUGCCGUAGGUGGAUCGGCAGGAGGAACAGCCCAGGUAGCUAUAAAGCACAUGGAGGACAGAGUGGCCCCUCCUGCCAGACUCAACUUUAACUCAAUCUUCAUCAACCGCUUCUUUGCGACGCCUCGCCCAUGA
Molecule: messenger RNA, 1044 nt
Organism: Chelmon rostratus (copperband butterflyfish)
Lineage: Eukaryota; Metazoa; Chordata; Actinopteri; Chaetodontiformes; Chaetodontidae
Product: GTPase IMAP family member 8
Exons: 2
Coding region: 1-1044 (347 amino acids)
Molecular function (GO): GTP binding
Source: RefSeq, a predicted model, not a curated record